AUCUCAAGGCCAGACUGGCAAAAAUUUAAUACUAAAGUAGGCACCUGUGAUCUACGUCGAAGUACACACCCACUUCCGUAUCAAAUAAAUAUAGUAUACAUCACUUUGAUUUGACUACACAUAAAGUUCAUUUUCCUAUUUCAGAAAUCUCACCAAGCGUUCUAAGUGUGACGUCGAGUAUAACAGGUUCCGAGGUUCUAAUUCAUCUAAAUCUUUAUUGGCUUCAGUUAGCUGUUAUCGUUGCUCUAAAGUGUUGCUUAUAGGGAACAAAUCGAAACCGAUAUCUUUAGAAUAAUAUGGCGUUAUUACAAAAAUUAUUUCAGAAAGCUUUAUUGACGAAUCUGCGGGCGUAUAGUGUGAAUAGUUUACAGAAGCCACCAAAAAUUUUAAUUACUGGUGGUCUGGGUCAACUCGGCGUGGAAUGUGCUAAAUUCUUACGACAAAAAUACGGCCAACAGAAUGUUAUUCUAUCAGAUAUAAUACAACCAAACCUAGAGGUGGCUAAUGAUGGUCCAUAUAUUUUCGCUGACAUUCUAGAUUUUAAAGGACUCCAGAAAAUUGUUGUCGACCACAGAAUAGAGUGGUUGAUACAUUUUUCUGCUCUGUUAAGUGCGAUAGGUGAACAAAACGUCCCACUAGCUGUGAGAGUGAACAUCGAAGGCAUGCACAACGUCAUCGAACUUGCAAAACAGUAUAAACUCAGGAUUUUUGUGCCUAGUACAAUAGGUGCUUUUGGCCCCGACUCUCCCAGGAACCCAACGCCGAAUAUCACCGUUCAAAGACCAAGAACAAUUUAUGGCGUGUCUAAAGUCCACGCGGAGUUAUUGGGAGAGUACUAUUAUCAUAAGUUCGGGCUUGAUUUUCGUUGUUUACGAUUUCCUGGUGUUAUUUCGAGCGACCCACCAGGUGGAGGCACAACAGAUUACGCCAUAGCAAUCUUCCAUGAUGUUUUACGUAAAGGCCAUUACCAAUGCUAUUUAAAACCCGAUACAAGGCUACCAAUGAUGCAUGUGAGAGACGCACUAAACGCCCUCUCAGAGUUCCUGGAAGCUCCAAACGAAAUCCUGAAUAGACGCUGCUACAAUGUCACCGCGAUGAGCUUCACUCCUGAAGAACUUGCCGAAAAAAUGAUCAAAUAUGUACCAGAUUUUAAGAUCACGUAUAUGCCGGACGCAAGACAGGAAAUUGCUGACAGUUGGCCCCAAGUGUUUGAUGAUAGCGAAGCAAGAAGAGACUGGAAAUGGAACCCCAAAGUGGACCUGGACAAUUUAGUUGAAAUUAUGAUUCGCGAAGUUAAAGAAAAAAUAGCCAGCAACGGCUUUUGACAAUGUAUACUAAAAAUUAGCUUUAUUAAAAAUAAUUGUGUAUUUUUCAAACACA
Messenger RNA from Pieris napi, 1380 nucleotides. RefSeq names its product L-threonine 3-dehydrogenase, mitochondrial (gene Tdh). Gene Ontology annotation, molecular function: L-threonine 3-dehydrogenase activity. Gene Ontology annotation, biological process: L-threonine catabolic process. The coding region runs from base 297 to 1325 and encodes 342 amino acids. The transcript is spliced from 4 exons. NCBI's taxonomy places the organism in Eukaryota, Metazoa, Arthropoda, Insecta, Lepidoptera, Pieridae. The record is from RefSeq and is a predicted model, not a curated record.